Dreissena polymorpha is the source of this 4767-nucleotide messenger RNA. RefSeq lists its product as uncharacterized. The record is from RefSeq and is a predicted model, not a curated record. Lineage: Eukaryota; Metazoa; Mollusca; Bivalvia; Myida; Dreissenidae. The transcript is spliced from 4 exons. Bases 3201 to 4172 code for a protein of 323 amino acids.
AUUCCAGUUAAACUUUACGCAUUGUAUACAUCAGAUGUGAUUAUUGGACAAAAUCGGGCCAGGUGAUGUAUCCCAUAUUAUUUAUAUAAUUGGUUGAUAAAAAUAUUAUCAUAGAAAAAAUCCAUUUGGUAAAUUUUCACGUGGGAUCACGGGCCGACAGCUCUGCUAGGAGAUUUCACUUAAACGAGGACGGAAGUAGUUAAGCGGGUCUAACAUACAGGGGAAGUUUCAUUCCUUUUGUUCCUUUUCCAUAGGCAGCUCAUUAUGAACCUACGGAAUAUGAGACACUAACGCGUUUAAAUAUUCAGAAAAUCGCGGAAGGCGGUAUCGUAUGGCGCACCAAAGGGGUCGAAACUUCAAGUGCUGCUGCAGCAGAAAAAAAUGCUGCUGGAGCAGUAUUUAAAAUGCUGCUCGAGCAGUAAAAUGCUACUCGAGCAGCAUCUACAUGCUGCUCGGGCAGCAAUUUGCUGCUCGAGCAACAUUUUAGAUGCUGCAGCAGUAAAAUCCUGCUCAACCAGCAUUUAUUUUUAGAUUAUGGCAUUAUCCAAUCAGAAUCAGAUUAAAAAAAUAAAUCAUGUAACGUUCGAGAAAUUGAUCAACCAAAUUUCACUUUUGCAUGUUCCUACAUGACUUUAAAGCUUAAUAAUUAAUAUAUGAACAACUACGGAAAAGUAUGAGAUUUUAAUAAUAAUUGAUUAAAAUACUGAUUAUGAGUUUGUUGCAGUUUUUCUUAAGUUAUUGUAAGGUCUAUUUCGUUUCCGUAGAGGUAGCUUAUGUCAUCCGUUUGUAAGCUCAAAUUUGAUUGGCUGACGCGUUUAAUGGCUUAUUCUAAAAAUAAAUGCUGGACGAGUAGGAUUUUUCUGCUGCAGCAGAAAAAAUUCCUGCUCGGGCAGAAAUUUUGCUGGUCAUUUAAAUGCUUCUCGAGCAGCAUUUAUUUCUGCUGCAGCAGAAGUUAAAGUUUCGACUCCUUUGGUGCGACAUAGUAUCGGGUGUGCAGAGUUAGAAUCUGAAAGCGAUCUCAGUCACAAUCAUCAGUCUCAGAAUUAUGUCGAAAGUGUGUCCAUGGAGAUCUUCAGCAUAAUGACUCGGCUGGGAUACGGUUAGCAGAUCAGACGGUGGCGGGUUGAGAAAUACAAGGAGCGUGAUAGCUUGAUAAGUGCACGACAUAGUAAUCUAAUAACUAUAAUCACAGCUGGCAGCAAGGCAGAGGGGCUUACCUUCUGUUAUGGUUACAUUACACUAAAUCAUUGUGUAUCCCUCCGUGGUCCAUUCGAAAGUAGUGCCUAUUUCUAAAGAGUUCCUUUUCUCUUUUUGAAUAUAAGCCAUUUAACAAUGUGAGACAUGUCUUUUGUGGUUAUUUGUAAUAUCCUGUAUGUGUCUGGAGUACUUUGAUGCCUUGGAUUGGAAGCUAACUUAAAAGAUGAAUUUUUGAGGGUGUGUUUUCUAUUGUGUGGGGCUUUUGUCGAAAUUAGGAUUCCGAAACACGUUUUUCUACGGUGGGUUCAUUCGACAGCGAUUUACUUUCUUAGAAGUUGCGAGACGGUAUGUUUUUUAUUGCAAUUAUUGGAAGAUAACAGAUCCAUCUUUAAAAUGAUACCAGGUUCGGAAAAAUUGAUACGUCGAAAAGGCAAGAAAAAUGCUGUGAAAGUUGUCAGUUUAAUAAUGGGACCCUAUGGGAAUCGGAAUUAGUGUAAUAUAACCUUAUGAGAGCGACCGUGACUCGUUACUCGUUGUGAACGGUGUCCUCUGUGUGGAAGAUGGUAUAAAUCUUCGCACCAUUCCUGACGGCAUAGGAGUGUUCAUGAUGGAUACACGUGCUUAUUCAGGACACUGUAGACUGUUUUUAGCGAGACUAGCGCGUAGACAUUUGAAAAUAAUCCACGAUGCUUUGUGUGAUAAUGGACAUGAAGACGUUCUUUUAAGUAGUGGUUUAUUUCUUGAUGAAAUUUCGGAAGAUCCAUAUACAAAUUCAUCAGUGGUAAACCAUGAACGAGCGGGGCCGUCGCUACCGACGCCAAUAGGAGGUGAGCUUCACACGGACAGUGUAUUCGCACUACGAUGUCAUUGCCCAAGCAUCUUACAGAGAUGGGCUUCCACACCCCGUCAUUGGCCGUCACCGGUCUUAGUUCAGAAAGUCAUACCGCUAGGAACUUAUGUAACAGCGGUGGAUUUUAAGGAAAGUGAAUUCAAGCACAUGGAAUGGAGGAUUUGCUUUAACACCGGAGAGUCGGAACUUAUGAAUCAACUUAAUGACACACACACGAAAGUGUAUGUUAUGCUAAAACUGAUCGUCAAAGAUGUGUUAAUGCCUCUUAAGAAAGAAAUAACAUCAUACGUGAUGAAAAAUAUCAUACUAUGGCAAGCUGAGAGUAACCCACAAAACAAUGCUCAGAGUUUUUUUUUUGACUGGCUUCAUGACGACUGAGAGAACUAAGGACUGCUAUUGUCACACAACAACUGUCAUAUUACAUGAUUCCAGAAAGGAAUUUGAUGGCAGCCAGUGGUUUGACGGACUAGCAGCAAAGUCAAUGGGUAGAAGUCAUUAAGGGCUAUGAUGGCAGAAGGUCCGAGGGUAUUACUGAGAUUGCCUAAGAUACGACAGGCUGUAGUCGCCUCCCCAGAGCCGAUGCUGUGGUUCAGCACGAAAAGGAUGGAGCUGGAGAUGGUGAGUCUGGAGAUGUUAAACCGAAUGGGGGAUGCAUUGAGAACGGAGUUGUGGAUAUGACUGAUGCUGUCCUACAGGUAUAAAGAGACAUUGGGGGGAGAUAGUUACGGAGAUUAAACUACGGAUGAUCGAGGAAGGCUGUGCUGUAAAUAAUCUGAUGGGUAUUGGCGAUAGAAUGUUACAGUAAUAAUAAAUCAAAGUGCUAAAAAAGGAUGGAACUGAGUGAGCUUGUAAGAUACAUGAAAUGUUAGAAUGAGAAGAUGGUGGUGUUUUGUAUCGGAUAUCAUCCUGCAGGAGAUAAGGGGACACAUGAGUGGAAUAGUGAGAUAGAUCCUUCGCCGGUUUUUAUGGAAGGCAGCGUUGUUACUAAUUUGUCUGAUAUCUACCGGUGUAUAUAUGCAUCCGCCUUAAAGUGAUGCGCUUUAUUCUGCCGCGCUUGAAAUUUAAAUAGUGGCGUGUAGUAAGGAACUGGUUUGUCUUAAUAAUUCAGUAGUUAACGUCAACGAUCAGCCGUAUUAAACAAUUAAUACAAAAUAUGCACAAUUGGUAUUCCUUAAAGAGAGUAUAUAAGAUCUUUUUUAUACAUAAAAGCUCUUUUAUGAUUGAAACCUUGUACAUGUUACUGGAUUGUGGACGAUAUAUAGAGGCGAACAGGCUAGUCAGGCUGAACCAGCGAUUUGUCAAGAAACCCGAGGAAAUUUUGACUGCUACUCCGAUCGUUGAAGAUUCAGCAAUUACAACCCUCCCGAAAUGUAAGACAUUCGUUCCAGCCGUUUUGGUGGUUCUUGCGGUUCUGCUUGGACUGGUGAAAAAAGUGAACGAGCAGUCUAUGGAGAUAAAGAGACUGAAAGGGGAGUUUUGUGCACUGAAGAAUCGAGUGUCUUCAUUGAAGAGCACAGUCUAUACUGACAGGCUGCUGAGGACUGACAAAGAUACAAGCUUUUUAACAGGAUUAAAAACAAUAAGGGUUUUCAAUAAACUCCAUGCUAUAGUUGCCCCAUAUGUGACAAGGAAGUGGCGGGGUUUUGUUUCAGUGCCAAAGAAAUUAAGAACAUUAAAAUCAGCCAGAAAUAACUGGAAACUCAGUUCAAAAAGCCAACUUCUAAUGACUUUGAUGAAAUUACGAUUAGGACUUUUAAAUAAGGACUUGGCGAUACGAUUUAACAUUUCAGAAACUCUGUGUUCUAGAAUAUUUUGUACAUGGUUGAGAACAUUGAGACUUGUGUUGGAAAAAAUGGUGUACAUUCCUGAUGAAGAAACUUUAAUUGCUACUAAACCCCAGCGCUUUAAGAAACUCUCUGAUCUGCAAUCCAUUAUCGACUUCACCGAGAUUUGUAUUGAGACAGCGAAAGACACUCACUAUCAGAGCAACACAUGCAGCGACUACAAACAUCAUAAUACGUUGAAAAUUUUAGUUGCAUGCACUCCAAACAGUUCCAUAUCAUUUGUAAGCCAGGCGGUUAUAGGUAGGACAACAGACACAACAUUUACCUUGGAAUGUGGCUAACUGGAAAAAAAAGUCACCUGAAAGUAUGGUAAUGAAAGACAAAGGAUUUAGGAUUGCCCGUAAAUGUGCUGAACGCAAUUUAAAUCUUUAUGUACCACUUGGAAAACAACGCGGUCAAUCUCAGAUGCCCAUUGCCAGCGUGCAGAAGACAAAGAACAUUGCCAAUCUGCGUAUAUUUAUCGAACAAGUAAUUAGAAGACUGACAACAUUUCGAAUUUUAGUGAACGAGGUGCCAGUGCAAAUGAUUGGACACAUUUAUGACAUUGUCAUGGUGUGCUCAGCAUUGUGUAACAUGAGACGGCCCAUUUACAAAAGUUAAUUAGUUGUGAGUUUGAAACUUCAGUGUCGGUGUUAACAUGAGUUUUCCAGUCAUACGUUGUUGCAUUUUACUGUUCCGUAUAUAUGUGUAUUUGUUAAGUUUAUCUUUAUUAUUGCCCACUAUACAUAGCUUUGAAAACAGUUUUUGGUUCUUUUUUUACUUAAUUUAAAUGAUCAUGAUUCACAUGCAUAUAAAUUAUAUUGCUUGAAAUUAUUAGCUAAAAUAUUUGUGAAUAAUGCCUUUGAUGGAAAACCAAAUAAAACUGUAUGCACUGAU